Molecule: messenger RNA, 513 nt
Organism: Ogataea parapolymorpha DL-1
Lineage: Eukaryota; Fungi; Ascomycota; Pichiomycetes; Pichiales; Pichiaceae
Exons: 1
Coding region: 1-513 (170 amino acids)
Cellular component (GO): membrane
Source: RefSeq, a predicted model, not a curated record
AUGAACAGGGACCAGCAUCCAAACUCGUUCCACGUCCUUGGCUACGUGGUGGACCCCACCGACGUACUUCUGUAUUUCCUGGCUUUCAUCUUCCCGCCGGUUCCAGUUUUCCUCCGGAAAGGCUUUUUCAGCAGCGAGUUGCUUAUUGUCGUCCUGCUCACUAUCUUAGCACAUCUUCCGGGUCUCCUCUACGCAGUAUACAUCGUUUAUGACACCAGCUUGGUGACUGGCUCAGAUCAAGGGGUUGAGUCGAGAAUCAGAGCCCGUGCAAAUGGCAAUGGGGAGUACCAGGCCCUUGAUGAAGAUACGGAAGCUCAGCCUCAGCCUCAGAACGUUGUCUCUCCUACUCCACAACGUCCAGCCGCUCAAUUUUACUACGAGGAUUCCGGUCCGGAUACUCCUCAUGAAGAAGUUCCGCAAGAAUCUUCCUCGCAGCCUCCAAGCUACAGUGACGCCAUCAAAUAUUCUGUUUCGCCACCUCCUGUUGGAGACCACAAAGUCCAAAUGGAUUAG